Molecule: messenger RNA, 3899 nt
Organism: Stylophora pistillata
Lineage: Eukaryota; Metazoa; Cnidaria; Anthozoa; Scleractinia; Pocilloporidae
Source: RefSeq, a predicted model, not a curated record
GCGCUGGAAAGAAUCAGUCUGAAACUGCCGUAAUCGAGUGAGACUACUCUGCGAUGAAACGUUCCUUUCCAGAAUGGUAAGCCCUUCUUAUGGCCAACAAGUCGCUCCUCUUCGCGGUAGACCAACGAUAUUCGGUAAUGUAUACGAAAAAAAUGUUGUGUUUCUUCUCGACACCUCUGGUUCCAUGUACCACAGUAUGGAUGUUGUCAAAGAACACUUACUCGAAGUUCUCUUCGCGCGGGCGAUUUCUGGUAGAGAUACUAUGUUCAACAUCAUUGAAUUUAACGAAGAAGUAAACAAAUGGGCGGACAGAUUAGUGACAUGUACUCCGCGUACUGUGAGUGUUGUUAGCGAAUGGAUCCACGAACUGAAAUGCGGAACAUCAACAAACACCAUGGAAGCCUUGAUUGAAGCUUAUGGUGAUGAUGGAAUGGAUGCUAUCUAUUUAGUCACUGAUGGCCUACCUGACCAGAGCCCUCCGGUUAUAAUAGAAAACGUCCGUCGCCUGCACAAAGGUCGGCCAAUACACGCGAUAUAUCUCACUGGUACUCACUCUGAUCCAGCAGCAAAGGAAUUCCUUGAAGAGUUGGCUAAAAUCACUAAGGGUUCCUUUCACUGCAUAAGCCUCACCCUCUAUGGUAGGAUACAGAAGGUCACGCCGAUCUUCAAUCAGAAGACUGAAUUUAUGAGGCAUUACAAUGGUGAAUUCUUAUCCCCCAACCUUACCUCAUUGUUCAGUAGCAACACUACCCCUCACGGUCCUACCUCAGCACCCCCCGCAUCAGGGUUUGUCCCCAGGAUAUAUGAUCCAGGGACUCCUGUCACUCUCCUCAAGGCACCUCAUGGAAGUGUUCCUAUUCCUUAUGUCUCAUGGAGUAAGUAUGAUCAGGACAGAGGGACAUCACAGGUCCUGCAGUAUGCUGAUGCGGUACUGGCCUCGCGAGGGCUGUCAAAAGACAGCGAUAAAGCCAUUGGUAACACUAGUGUACCAGUGGCUGCCAGUGUAAUGAAGGGAAUGAAGAUACUGGCAAAGAAAGAUUCAGAUGGUCUUUUCUACAUGGCAUCUGUCAAAGAACAGGGAGAAAACAACACAUUUGUGGUAGAGUUUGACAAGUGCCCUGCCCUUCGCAAGUCACAUCUACAAGAAGUAGCUCUGUAUGACAUGAUUGCUUAUAAAGAUGCCAUACGACAUCAUGUGUGUAUUGGAGACAAAGUGUUAGCACCAUGGCAGGAUGAUGGACGAUAUGGACCAGGUACUGUUCUAGAUGGAGUGGACCGCAGGGAUCUUCAACCACAAGGUUAUGAAGGAGGUAACAUUCUUGUAGCUUUUUACAAUGGUCAAACAGAGCAGUUAUCCCCAGGUGUGGCUGUAAGAAUACCUCUGGCUGUGUUUGAUCGUAUUGUAACUGAGCUUCAGCUCCCAGAGUCCCAGCGUAGAAAAAUACGACUUGCUGCUGACACCUCAACCCCACCCUACCAAGGAAGACCUCCACCUGUUCACACCACGUGGCAACGGCCAUUCAGCCCUCCACGGCACCACAAACGGGCUAUAUCCGAACAUAAUUCGAAAGACGCUCUCGGUGAGAAGAUAAAAUCACAGCUGGAGAGAAAUAGGCAUCUUUUGGAAAGGGUGAAGUUCGAGGAAGAGGGACAGGACGACGGAAGUGUUUCUGAUGCAGACGAAGAGGAAGCUAAUGGGGAACAUGAUCAUAGGGAAGACACUUACAAACAUGCGGAAACGUUUGAUGCUUGUGUUGGAACAGAAGAUAUUGAUUUUAAAAGAUACGUAGAUCCAGUGAUACCUGUGGGAACUCCUCUAACAAAAGCAGGUGGAAAGCCAGAGGCUAAGAAGCGCUGGCGUUGGUGGAGCUCAGGGGUACCUCCCCGACCCCCAAGGUUCAGAGAGACAGCACUGGCAAAGCCCCCCGAGGUACGGGAUGAUAGAAACCAGCGUCCGAUUUACCAGGAGUAUCAGACUGUAGCAGGUGUACCGUUUCCUUCUGGCACAGAUAAAAAAUUCCAAGAUGGGGAGUGGCAUCCCCACCAUCAGUGGAAGAACACUGGUAAGGCCCUGGUAAGAUCCGGCCCACCACAGCUCAAACAUCACGAAUACCAGACAUCCAAGGGAGUGCCUUUCCCAUCGGCAACAGAUAAGAAGUUCAACACCGGUUCCGAUGGAAACUGGCGACCAGAAGACAAUGGUACCUCAGUUCAGCGGUCAUCUAAUUGGGAAGAUGGUUUGGGACGUGGAGACAUCGAGAAAAAUAGAAAGGAGAGAAGAAGACUGGAGAGUAAAAGAGACGCCAAUGAAAGAUACCACGCACAAAUAAUAAGAGACUCCGUUGAUAAACAACAGAAAGAACAGGCCAGGCAAGAGUAUCAUAGAAAAAAGGUCGAUGAACGAACUCGUCAAAUUUCGGAGCAAUCUGCAGAAAAAGCACGUCAAGAGAGCCAGAGAAUGGAGCACAAGAGGCAAUCAACUGAGAGGGUUUGCAAAAAGGAGCAAGAAAGACAAGAAAAAGCCGACACCUGGAAGCAAUCAAGGAUAGAAGCCAUGAAAGAACGGAGAACCCAACACGAGGAAAUGGAGAACAGUUACGAAAGAGCUGCACAAGAACAAGAGUCACAAAGACUAAGUGGACUGAAGGACAGAGAACAAAAGAGAGUAGAGGCGCACCACAAUCGAUUGGAGACCGAGAGGAGAAUGGGGAUAGACAGGGAAGACCAGCUGAAACAUCGGGAGCUGGAUCGACAAACGAGAAUACAAAGGAUAAAAGGGGAGGCUGAACAGAGAAAAGAGAUGAAAAUUCAUGUGAAACAACAAAGUGAACAGAGAUACCGAGCCAGCAUUCUUCCUUGAACACAGAGAGGAAAUGCAAAACGACUGAUGAUUGGUUGUCACUGAGAGAAAAUCAGGCGAUAGUCAACCCCCGGAGAACGGAUCCGGGUAUCACAGCUAUUAAAAGUGUUUUGUUCGAAGUCUAACAACAGAGCCCGUCAGAGAACAGUUCUGAGUUUACGAUCCCUGGGACCACUAUGCGUAUCUGCAAACUUCAAAAACAAACACGAAAGAUAUUACACUUUUCAUUUACAAACGGCUGAAAAUUUUUAUUGCCGUUCGCGAGGAGAUUUAGUUGAUGCGAUAUACAAUCUAGAUAACAUUUGGCCAAUAACUGAUGAGAACUUGUGCCCUCAUGAAAGAUUGAUCAUAGGUCGACAAGUUACCAGCUGAGAUUUUAUUGACGCGCUGACAAACUCGAAGUGAGGUAGACCAUGAACGGUAUUGUUUUCGCUCGAAAAUGAGGAAAGCCACCUUUAGCAAUAGACUUAAAGUCAGCAAAAGUGUGACUACAUCUGUCUUGUACUCUGUCUUGCUACUGAAGUCUUUGCGUCCCCAAGAUACUUGCAGUGAACUUUGGCCUUUUUCAAGGAAUCAGACCUAAACAGUUUGUUGAGCAAUAGUUUCAUUUCUUAUUCCUUUUGAAACCUAAAAGCGAAAUCUAGAAAGUGAAUGAUUUAUUUUUGAAUUUUGUGAUUUUCUGGGUUUUUAGGCUUAUGUUACCUAAAUUAUUGAGGCAAGGAAAUCUUUCUUCCCUUUUUUCGAAUUUCAACGAUUGCUUGCACUGCACAGCUCAAUGUAUUAGCGCAGAUAACCUCUCUGACACGGACAACGAAAACACAAAAAAAUUGUCCCUUUUAGCGCGUUUUCCGUUAUAGUAAGGUCACCUUAAUGAAUUUAAAACUCAAAGGACUGUUUCAGUGCCUAGUAGAGACAGAUGUAUAUGCACCUCUAUGCGUUGACAUACGUAAAGAGACGGUUGUCUUACAUUAAAAGAAAAGGAAUUACAACAAUGCCGUACCUAAAAAGGAAUUUGUAACUAGUAUUAAAUAAAAACUGU